Messenger RNA from Impatiens glandulifera, 2328 nucleotides. Its product is annotated as transcription factor EGL1-like. The record is from RefSeq and is a predicted model, not a curated record. The coding region runs from base 358 to 2172 and encodes 604 amino acids. NCBI's taxonomy places the organism in Eukaryota, Viridiplantae, Streptophyta, Magnoliopsida, Ericales, Balsaminaceae. The transcript is spliced from 9 exons. Gene Ontology annotation, molecular function: protein dimerization activity.
UAAGAGAGAGAAAGAAUCUUUUCAUUCUCCUCCAAUUCCAUUAAAUUCCCACCAUGUUAUCUCUCUCCUCCAUUUCUAUACCUCCAAGAAACCAGAGUCUAAAGUUUUAACCUUUUGUUUAAAUUCAAUUUGGAUUUUAAUGAGCAGAGUAAUUCAAAGGACCACGUUUCUUUCUCUUAAAAACCCAAGACUUUAGCACUCCCUGCCCUUGUCUACACUUGACUGUUCCCCAUCUUUUAGGUGAGUUUUCCAAGAUUCUGCACUCCAUCUGUUCGAUAAAACUCUUCAAAGAAAGAUUCUCAUUUAUUUAACCACUUCCACCAUUAAAGCUCUGUUAUAAGUUAUAACCACCGCAUAAUGGCGGCCGCCGGGGAUAAUCAUAAUGGGUUGAUGCCGGAAAAUCUCAAAACUCAACUUGCUAUUGCUAUUAGAAGUAUUCGUUGGAGCUACGCCAUUUUCUGGUCGAUUUCACAAUCAGAUGAAGGGGUAUUGGAAUGGAGAGAAGGGUAUUAUAAUGGUGAUAUUAAAACCAGAAAGACAAUUCAAGUUGCAAACUUUGAUUCUGAUCAAUUAGGGUUACUGAGAAGUGAACAAUUGAGAGAACUUUAUGGAUCUUUGUCGGAUAGUGAGACUAAUUUGCAAACUAGACGGCCGACGGCAGCCUUAUCGCCGGAAGAUCUUACUGAUACAGAGUGGUAUUACCUUGUUUGCAUGUCUUUCAUGUUUGACAUCGGCCAAGGGUUGCCCGGAAGAACAUUUGCCAAUGGUCAGUUCAUUUGGCUGUCUGAUGCUCCUUUUGCAGAUAGCAAAAUAUUCAACCGUUCUCUUCUAGCCAAGAGUGCAUCGAUUCAGACCGUGGUGUGUUUUCCAUAUCUUGGAGGUGUAAUUGAAAUGGGCGUGACUGAACUGGUUGAGGAAGAUCCCGGUUUCAUUGAACAUGUUAUAACAUCCUACUUGACAAAUCCAUCGGUUUCAUUUUCCAUGAUUCCGACCUCUUUCUCGGGAAAUGGUGGAAGAAACGACGAGAAUGAUCAUGUCUUUGAUGAUCUUAUCGAUACAGAUUUAAAUCUAACAGACGAAUGGGAUCCAAUAACGAGCGACUCUUUUUUGGUAGAUCAUGAUCUUCGGGAAGAAUUCAGCAAUUGUAUUAUGCAAAACGCGACGAGUUCGAGUGAAUGCAUAUCUCAUACGCUUCUUAACACGUGUGGAUGGAGCAGCCCUGGAAAACGGAAGGCGAAUGACGAGUGUUUGAUUGAUGAAAUAGAACAACACGAUCGCACGAUAAAGAGGAGUAAUAGUUGUAGUAUAUUGGAUAUUCAAACCGAGGAUGAUAGCCAUUAUGGAGUGGUUGUUGCGUCAUUGUUGAAAAGCUCUAACAGCUUUCUAUUGGGUACACCUUUAAGGAAACUCGAGAAUCAAGAAUCAAGUUUCGUUGGAUGGAGGAAAAACUCGCCCGUUCAACCGAGAAAAGGAAAUCCUCAAAGAUUAUUGAAGAAAAUUCUCAUCGAGGUUCCUCGAAUGAGUCGGGGUUGUUUGCUUGAUUCGAAAAAGAAAGAAGGACAACAUGACGUGGUUGAUUCGAAUCAUACUUUGUCGGAGAGGAGGAGACGAGAAAGAAUAAGUGAACGAUUCUCGGUUCUUGGCUCAUUGAUCCCCUCCAUUAAGAAGGUAGACAAAGUUUCCAUACUCGACACCACAAUUGAAUACGUUAUGGGGCUCGAGAGAAGGGUGGCAGAGUUGGAAUCUUGUUCGGAUGCGGGAUUUGGUGAACUAAACGCGAAAACAAUAACGAAAAGGAAGAAUGUCAUAACCUCGGAUGAGAGGAUAUCCAAUAACAUUGGAAAGCAUCUUUCCACAAACAAAAGAAAAUCAACCAUAUUAAACGAAUCGGGAUUAGAUGGAAAGCUAGCAAACAAUUCAACCGAUAAAGUAAAGGUAAUUGUCGACGAAAAUGAUGUCAUUAUCAUCGAGAUAAGAUGUCUUUGGAGGGAAUCAUUACUUCUAGACAUAAUGGAUGCUAUGGGACGUAUUUGCCUUGAUUCUCAUUCGGUUCAAUCUAACAAUGUCGAUGGCUUCUUAGACAUAACCAUAAAAUCCAAGUUCAAGGGUUCGGCGAGUGGUUCGGCAGGGAUGGUCACCGAAGCAGUUCAAAGAGUUGUAUGGAAGAAUUGAAGAAUAUGAUCUUUAAAUGACCUUGAAUUAGAGUCUAAUAUGAUGACUCUACUUAGUAAUUAAAUUUGUUUUUAUCUUGUAUGAUCCUACUUGAGUAACAUUUUUAUCAACAUGUAAUUCCUUUUUAUAAUAAAGUUGAAGAUUAUCCUUCAAUUU